GCGGGAUGUUUUAACAAGGCGGGGUGUAUCAAAUUGACGGAGGAGAUAAGAAGACGAAAUUUGCAUUACUCGAGUUGAUGUCCUAUAAAGAGACAAAAUAAACACACACUGUGUUAACAGUUGUAGCAUUUAUGAAGCAAAAAUACGUGUUGUUUUUUAGUGUGAUACAUUAUUCAGGAAGUAAAUAUAUACUUUUUUAUUGUCUGCGGGGUUUAAAGAUCAAGUGAUCAGCAAUAAAUUAAAUGAUAUAAACAUUUGUAGCGAGUUAAAAAAAGUUCCGUUGGUUGGUCACGUGAUGGCUACGACAUCGGUUCCGAGGGACGGGGAUAAACAAGAAGAGGCAGGGUUGAACCAUUGGGGAGACAUUACUGUGGUCGUGGUCUAUUUCAUUCUCGUACUGGCUGUAGGGUUCUGGUCGUUAUGUCGGCCAAACAGAGGCAGUGUACGAAGUUACUUUUUGGCGGGAAGAAGCAUGGCAUGGUGGCCCGUUGGCGCAUCUCUGUUUUCAAGUAAUAUUGGAAGUGAACAUUUCGUUGGAUUGGCUGGAACGGGCGCUGCGAGCGGUAUAGCAAUCGUGCUGUAUGAAUGGAUGUCGAUGCCGUUGGUUUUGUUACUUGCUUGGCUUUUCCUACCAGUGUACAUAUCAGCUGGUGUUUUUACAUUACCGGAAUAUCUUCAGAAGAGGUUUGGUGGACAAAGGUUAAGAAUCUAUCUAAGUGUGUUGGCAAUCAUUCUUUAUGUCAUUACUAAACUCGCGGUGACCAUAUUUGCUGGGGCUUUAUUCAUCCAGUUAUCUCUUGGAUGGGACAUGUAUGUUUCUAUAGUGGCUUUGCUUGUUGUCACGGGCUUGUACACAGUUCUAGGUGGGUUAGCGGCUGUUAUAUACACAGACACGCUACAGACUGCAAUUAUGACCAUAGGGGCCUUUUCUCUUGUUGGAAUAAGUAUGAAUGAAGUAGGAGGGUACAACAGACUCGAAGUGUUGUACAUGGAGGCAACUCCCUCAAUACGCGAAGAGAACAGCACGUGCGGUGCCCCGCCCAGUGAUGCGUUCCAUCUACUACGUGAUCCGGUAACGUCAGAUCAACCUUGGCCCGGAUUGUUUCUACAGGCUUCACUCGGAUGCCUUUGGUACUGGUGCUGUGAUCAAGUAAUAGUUCAACGAACACUGGCGGCCAAAAACCUUGCACAUGCAAAAGGCGGAUCAAUUUUGGCUGGUUAUUUAAAAAUAGUUCCAUUAUUUAUCAUGAUUUGGCCUGGAAUGAUCAGUAGAGCCUUGUUCCCAGACGACGUAGGAUGUGUUGAUCCAAAGGAAUGUGAGAGAGCUUGUGGAAACCCCGUCGGAUGUUCAAAUAUUGCCUAUCCAAAACUUGUCCUGUCCCUCAUGCCAACAGGUUUACGUGGUUUGUUAAUGGCGGUGAUGUUAUCGGCCAUUAUGAGUUCACUUACGUCCAUUCUCAACUCGUCAAGUACUCUCUUCACCAUGGAUCUGUGGAGGCGAAUCCGGAAACACGCAACUGAAAGAGAACUUCUCAUAGUCGGCCGGGUAUUUAUAGCUGUUAUGUGCGGACUAAGUAUACUAUGGAUCCCACUGGUAAAGUCGUCACAGAGUGGUCAGUUGUUUGUCUAUAUACAGGCCGUACAGGGGUAUCUUGGCACGCCCAUUGGUGCUCUAUUCCUGUUUUCAAUCCUCUGGAAACGUAUGAACGAACAUGGAGCAUUUUGGGGCAUUCUGAUUGGUCACGUAUGCGGAAUAAUACGAAUGGUGUUAGAUUUUGUAUAUCCGGCGCCUGACUGCGGCGAAGCGGAAACACGUCCGCCUGUUGUGUACAAUGUUCAUUAUACAUACUUUUGUCAAAUGAACUUGGUUAUCACGUCAUUAUCAAUUGUGAUAAUAAGUCUGUUGACCAAACCCCUUCCCAAGGAAAAGCUCACCGGAAUGACAUGGUGGACACGUGCUCGAGCAGACGACAUUGAUGUAGAAGAAAUAACGUUGAAACCGAGAAUAAAUGGGGCAAUGGAACAAUCCGCAGCAGACGAGGAGGACACGGAAAGUGUCGGAACUUGCCGAAAAUGGACGGACUUUGUGUGCGGAAUUCCGAAAAAGGCCGAAGAGCAUAGUCUUGAAGAAGAAGCUGCACAGAAAAAAGUGUUUCUAAAAGAGAACAGAUUCUGGUCAAAUAUUUUAAAUAUAAAUGCCGGAAUUGGACUUGUUAUUGUUGCGUUCCUCAUCGGAUUUUUCAGAUAGGAAAAUUACAAAUGAUGACUAAAUGUAUAUAGUGCAUGUGAAAACUAUAAAUAGAUUUAAAGCUACAGACAUAUUUCCACAUAUACAUGUAAGCUUUCCAACGGACCAAUGCGUAAAGUGAUUGAAACGUUUCUUCCUCAGACAGCAUGGUUAUAAAAUUGGCAAACUUGUAUAUUACUAGUUAUAAAGAUUUUAUUGGUUAUAUAUGACCCUAUAUAAACGGUUGUUUCCAACAUAUAACCAUAGCUGCUGCAGUUUGUAACGUCGAUUUUCAUUGAAUAUUAUGAACAUGUAUAUGUAUCGUAUUAAGCUUAUAUGCUUUUAGAAAUCCAAACUGAUGCAACAUCUCCCUAAACUAAACACAUACACUAGUAAGCUAGGUACAAAAAGAUUAUAAUGUAGAAUCUACUACUCGACCAACUAAGUAUCAGUUUUCGGUUCUGGUUCUUUUUUCUUGCAUUCAAUGUGUUGUAAAGUUUUAAAUUGUAAAUGUGUAUACUUGCUUGAAAUAAACUGUUUACUAUAGACUGCAUUCGACCAAAAUAACUUUGUGUGUAAAGAACCUAAAGAACAUUAAAGUUACAUUAAAUAAAUAUGUAAAAAUAUUUUGCCGUCGGCCUAAAAAUCAAACAUUCUACAGUUUCAUUAACCUGUUUAAAAGUUUUGUUGUAAAUCUCAUCAAAUAUUGUUCAUAAAUUAGGAUUUUAACCGGGAAACCCCAC
This is a messenger RNA of Ruditapes philippinarum (Manila clam), 2970 nucleotides long. RefSeq names its product sodium/glucose cotransporter 4-like. Gene Ontology annotation, cellular component: plasma membrane. Gene Ontology annotation, biological process: transmembrane transport. NCBI's taxonomy places the organism in Eukaryota, Metazoa, Mollusca, Bivalvia, Venerida, Veneridae. Gene Ontology annotation, molecular function: D-glucose:sodium symporter activity. The transcript has 15 exons. The record is from RefSeq and is a predicted model, not a curated record. The coding region runs from base 296 to 2248 and encodes 650 amino acids.